Messenger RNA from Durusdinium trenchii, 1800 nucleotides. The record is from the annotation of a GenBank genome assembly. NCBI's taxonomy places the organism in Eukaryota, Dinophyceae, Suessiales, Symbiodiniaceae.
AUGGUGGCAAUGCCUCAGCGGGGCUUAGACGAAGUGACGGCGGCGGCGAUGUCCAGCGAGGUGCUCCGAAGUUUCGAGGAGGAUUUCGCCUGGCAUUUGCAUCGUGAAGGGCAAAUGCUGCGCAUCUCCGCUGCGGUGCUUGGCUUUGCUGGAGCUGGUGCUCUAACCUUUCUGGGGUCUGCGGCCUUGCCAUUUCUCAGCAUUGGGCCUCUGAAGGUUGCCUUGACCAGUGCGUUUGGGGCCUUGGGAGGGUCGCACUGGGCUGGGCGCCAGAGCGAGCUGGAAACCAGGCGGCAGGGGGUGGCAAAGUCCUGGGAAGCUGGUGCCAAUGCUUUAGUGGCCAUUGCGGGCAGCUUCCCGCCCAGGCCCACGAUCCGACGACUGAAGCGGAUCGUGAAGUGGGCCCAUCGGUUGCUGGCGCGGCCAGGUGCUCUUGCGGGAGAUUGGCGCCUAGCAGUCUUCAUCGAGGUGGCCUGUGCUUUUGCGCCCUGGGCACAGCGUGUCUACUUCGAACGGCAUCGGAGCAAGAGUGGAGGGACGUUGAGGUACCAAUCUUUGCUCCACUUGCUUCCGCUUUAUCGUUUUCUUCAAAGGAGUGCUGCAGCUCAGGUGGCUCAAGAACUAUGUUCUUCACUCGCAGCACGCCGUGGGUCUGGAUGGGAGGAAGAAGAUGAGAGGCCCAGAACAGGUCCACCGGAGCGCCGGUGCCUCGCACUGGCAACCGUCUUGCAGACGAUUGCGGCCCUGGAGACAUUGGAUGAUGUCGCCUACGAUCGGCUGACCCGGGGCCUCGAUUUGCACAAGGACGGGAGUUCCUGGUUUUCAUGGAUGCGAUCCAUGAAACGCCGAAAUGCCUUGGGACGUCGGCAGCUUCAGAACAUCAUGCGGGCUGGUCGUGCCGUCUUGCGACCCAUGGAGAUUCGCGAUUCCUUGACCUCGAUCCCACCGAUGGUGUUGCCCGGUGAUGCAGAAGAAGAGGAAGACAGUGGAGAUGAGGAUGCUCUGGAGUUUGUCUCCAUCACCAACUCAGUGCCCGGUGAUGGAGAGUCUGGUUACGAGCAGCGGAGGAAUGAUUUUCGGCAAGGGACUGGGGAGCAUAGCUGGAGUCUGCACGAUCCGUUCAACUACAAGCUUCGAUCAGCCUCGUACUUCACUGAUGGGUCAAAGAUGCCUUCAGGUGCAGCCAUGCUGGAGCUUCUGGACAUUGACAUCGUGCGGAUCGGCGGCCUUGGGCCGGUCUUUGAAUCUGCCAAGCAUCCCGACUUCUCCUUCCAGGGACUGCGGCGCGCUGGCGAGAGACGCUUCCUUUGGAUCUGGAACUUUGUCAUGCCACCCUAUCAGACCAUCUUGACUGCAGCCCUGGACCCAGCAGCACCGUGGCUCGAGGAUGAGAACUCCCCACAGGCCCUGGUCUGGCGACGGUUCUUGGAGGCCGACGCGGAGGAGCGGAAGGCCAAGUUGAAGGCGAUCUUCUCGGUGGAGGUCGGACCUUGGGUUCUAAAGAAGAUUGCAAUCAAAAAGCCCACGUUGAUUGGAAAGAAAAUGUCAAUGGCAAGUCACCACGUGCCGAACGACUACAUUGAGAUAACCCUGGAUGUCACGAAUGGUGGACAAGGAGGUGGCUAUGAAGAGAUGGUCACUGGCAUGGUUUUGCGACAUGUCAAAAGCUUGGAGUGUGGGCUUUGCUGUCUUCUGGAGGCCACAGAGCAAGAUGAAUUGCCAGAGUGCGCUCUCUUUGCGUGCCGCGUCUCGCAUGCGGAUUUCGGCAAGAUGACUCCGCCAGCGGAUCCUGAAGCUUGA